This is a messenger RNA of Actinia tenebrosa (Australian red waratah sea anemone), 3080 nucleotides long. RefSeq names its product transmembrane protein 198. NCBI's taxonomy places the organism in Eukaryota, Metazoa, Cnidaria, Anthozoa, Actiniaria, Actiniidae. The record is from RefSeq and is a predicted model, not a curated record. Gene Ontology annotation, cellular component: plasma membrane.
CAAUGACCCUGGUCAUAGACAAAGUUUGAGAAGAAGUUCAGGUCUGUCGACUAGCGCUUGUCUCGAUCAGUGGUACAUGAAUAACGAUCAGCUGAUUCCUUUGCUUUAAAAACCUAUGGCUUAAGCGAAAAUGUCUCGUAAAAUUCUCAAGAUGAUACUUUUUGUGUUAGUCACAUUAACAGUGACCUUUGCUGCCAAUACCAAUAAUAAUACCACAGCUACCACAAGUCUAAGUAAUGAGACCACUCCAGAACAAAUGCCAAUGAGAUGUCCAGAUUUUAAAGUCUAUGCAGGCAAUAACACAUUGAAUAUUCCAUAUACUAUAACAUGCUGUAUUGCUAUUGUGUGUGCUUUCUACUUUGCAUUAUUUGGUUACAGAGGUUUUAAAUUCAGUUUAUUCUUGGUUGGCUUCAUAUUUGCAACCUUGAUCACAUUCGUCAUCCUCAACAACCACACCACCCUUCCCUUGUGGGGCUUGAUUGCUGUUUCUCUGGCAGUUGGACUAUUCUGCGGCCUCCUUACAACCUUUGUCAUCUACUGCGGCUUGUUCCUGGGUGGAUUUUCUUUUGGAUUCUUCAUUGGUAUUUUUAUAUUCUACAUUGUGCAUCUGUUUAUUCACAUCACCAUCAAGUGGAUUCCAUUCGGCAUUCUUCUUGGUUUGAGUCUCAUUUUUGGAAUCUUGGCCCUGCGAUUCCAGAAACCUUUGUUUAUCCUCUCAACAUCAAUGCUUGGAGGGGUGCUCGCAACUGGUGGUGUAGACUAUUUUGUGGAAGGCUUUGAGCUGCUAGAUUUCACUUGGAAAAGAAUAGUGGCAAGUGAUGGACAAAUUACAUGCUGGGUUACCUGUGUGGUGUUGGCAAUAUGGCCAGUACUUUUUAUAAUGGGAAACUUAAUUCAGUUUGUCAAGACAGGGAAAACAUUCAACCACUUAGCAGGUAAAAACAGUGUCUCAUUGCAAGGAGAAGACAAAGCCAUGCAAAGAUAUCGCAGUCUAAAUAUGAAUGGAGAUGUUGUGGCUAAGUCCUAUUACCAAGGAGAGGAGCCAGGCAAAGCAACAGAGGUGUAGUACAUCCAUUAGUCAUGACAGAUAUCAGACAAUGAUUGUUGGCAUAUUAAUGCUCUGGCUCUGGACCUUUGAUAUCUGGAAGGAUUUAAAGGAUAACAGGGUCAAGAGGAUUAAAAUAAUACAUGGCCCAAGCGUAAUGUUCUUACUCAGUCAGUAUGACAACACAGCCAUUCUUGAUCACACAUGAUCAACAACAGUGACGUCAAUCAUCUGUAGUGAAAUGAAGAACAAUUGUAUAGAAUACAAGUGAAGACUCACGUGAUCUAGUUUUACAUCAGCUAUAUGGUUGAGGAUGGCUGCUUAUUUUUAAACUUUUUUAGCUCUAAAGUACUCAGUGAUUCAAGGCAGCUUGUCAUGUAAAGAUAUUGACAGAAGUACGUUUUUACUCAUCAAAUGAUCAGUUAAUUUGGAAUUGUUUAAAUCAAGAUUUUUUGCUUUGUUUUGUGACCAAUAUGUCACUUUCUAUUAUAGUCGGUUUCACAUUACUUUGCAUUAUCAGGUUCCGAACUUCAGAAAUUCCCAAGUUUGGCAACCAACUUCGGAACUUUGAAAAUAAGUUCAUUAUGAACUUUGAACUUCCUGCCUAAGUUUUGAACUUGGUUUAGUAUAAUAAUAAUAAUAAUCAUGGGAGUUUCUCAUAUAGUGCAUUUCAAAUGUCUCAAUGCACUUUACAUUUAUGACCAGUGGAGGACUUUAUGGGCUGCAUAUUAAGGCGCUUACACAGACAUUCAGGAAAGUCAAAAUGAUUUUUUAGUAGCUAUUUUAUCAAUAUUUUAAUAACUGUACAGUAAGUGAUAAGUAUCUUAGAUACCAUGAAGGUGGUAGGUAAUGUUUAUCGGAAUGUAAAUAGAAUAGUACAGCUAAUUACACCUGAAAAUACAGCUUUGUUAGCUAAGGAGGUCAAGUAAUCCUUUUUUCAUCAGUUGGAUGGCAAAGUUCCAAGUCAUUUAACAUGCUAGUGCUAGUACUGAAAUACUCCAUUUUACAGUUCCGUUCCGAGCCGAGGCUGGAGUUUCCGUGCAUGAUAAAAAGUAUAGUUUUGCUAUGCGCAGAAACUGCAGCCUCGACUUGCAACUAUUAUUCAUGGUCACUCGAACGGAACUGUAAAAUGGAGUAUUCUUUAAAAUUCUGCCAAAUAUUUUAAUUUAGGGUUAAUUAAUAUUGAAUCUAAAAAUGUCUUUGUUUGCUCUCCAACACUGCAGAAUGUGGGCAACUUGAGUUGCCAGAUUCUAGAGAUGUUGUUUGUUCUAACAAAACAUUGUACAUAUACAUUGGAGUGCCAUUAUCUUAAACCUCUUGGGGAAAACGUUUUUAAAAAAUAACAGGGCUUCAAGAUAUCCAGGUAUCUACACAAGUUUAGUAUCUUUAAGGCUUUUGCAUGUUGACAUGAUAUUAAAUUUAUUGAAUUAACGUAAGGAUUAAAAAGUACGUAGAUUUGACAAAACGUGGCGUUUCAGCUAUAACUUAUGAUAACCGCUUUCUAGCUAUUAUGAUGAAGGCUAUCACAAGUUAUUAGCCAAAACGUCAUGUUAUAUCAAAUCUACACAUUUAAUCCAAAAUCCUUACAUUCGAAUCAAAUAUAUCUCAUAUGAUGAUUGUGAAAUCACACUGGUUCAGACACUGCACCAUCUACAUUACAAAAUUUACAACAUUGUGAACCAAUCUGACACAGGAUUAAUGCUUCAUUACAGCACUACCAUAGCACAAUAUAUAAAUCUGCACUUACAAUUAUAAUAAUGAGUUAACUUGAAUAAAUAAAUCAAACAUUUUCAAAUUUCAAAAGUCUGUAAUCUGCUAUUGCAGCUCACUUUAUACCUGUUGAUAUGUAAACCCUCUAGAUACUAAUUACGUCAAUAUAUUGUACUUACAAUCAUGAUUGAAAGAAUAAUACAUUAUAAUAGGGAAUGUAAUAGCUUAGAGCUUUGUAGUACAGUAAUAAAUCAAUGCCACCAAUGAUAAUGUAUAAUGUAUAUAUAGAUUGAAUUCAUUAAAGAAAAUAGAUGAUAAAAAGUUA